AACCAUUGUAUCGUCAUCAGCGUAGUGCCACGGUUGUGCUCUCGUAAAACCGGAACCCAGCGAAGCUAGCAGAAGCAAAAACCAGCAGCUCCUGUUCUAUUGUAGUGUUGUAGUUCCAGAUAUACAGCCAGCAAACCAAAUCUCAAGCACACAUACACUCGUGUACAUCACAUACAUCCAUCUCAGUCGUCGUCACCCUCUCUCCGAGUACGGUACAUAGUGCAAAAAGGAAGAAGAAAGUUUUUGUUCCGUUCGUUUCGGUGAAAGAGCAAAAGAGAAAGACCGAGACCGAAAUUGAUUUUUUCUGCCUGGAAAUUUUUCUUAUUGACUGCUGCUGCCACUACGGAAGUUGUACGUCCAUCAAGAGUUAAUUGAUAUUCGCAGUUUUGCACGCAGUUUCCUACGGUGACUGUUUGACGUUUUUCUUUGAAGAAGCUGGUGUGUAAACUUGUUUGUUUUUGUGACAUUUUUGGAGUGCGGUAAAAAUAACACAGAUCGCGAUAUUUAAGUGACGCCUUGUCGUUGCCGUGGCCGCGAAGAAGGAAAGUUGCCAAAUUUGGAAGUGAAGGGAAUAGAGCGUGUGCAACGGUGAAACUGCACGCGAGUCGAAGAAAAUUUUAGUGUGAAACCAAGUCAAAAGAACAGCCUCAAAAUUACGACUUCAAUCAUGACCAACAAAGUGCUAGCAGCCGUACAAGAUCUACAAAAACAAAAUGGCGAAUCGCAGAAUACUGCAGCAGCGGCGUCCGGGUCGGAAACGGCUCGGACGAAUCUGAUUGUCAACUAUCUGCCCCAGACAAUGACCGAGGAGGAAAUCCGGUCUCUGUUUUCGAGCGUCGGCGAAGUGGAAAGCGUCAAACUCGUCCGGGACAAGAAUGUAAUCUAUCCGGGCCAACCGAAAGGGCAAAGCUUAGGAUACGGCUUUGUCAACUUUCAUCGAUCUCAGGAUGCCGAACAAGCCGUGAAUGUGUUGAAUGGAUUACGCUUGCAGAACAAAGUACUGAAGGUGUCUUUCGCUAGGCCAAGCUCGGAAGGAAUCAAAGGGGCUAAUCUAUAUAUUUCUGGUUUGCCAAAAACUAUCACGCAAGAGGAAUUGGAGACAAUUUUCAGACCGUACGGUGAAAUUAUCACCAGUCGUGUGUUGGUCCAAGAGGGUAAUGACAAACCGAAAGGAGUUGGGUUUAUUCGAUUCGAUCAACGCAAAGAAGCUGAACGUGCCAUUGCUGCUCUGAAUGGAACUACACCAAAAGGUUUAACAGACCCAAUUACGGUCAAGUUCUCGAACACUCCUGGACAGAAUACGGCUGCUAAGAUUGUGCAGCCUGCUUUGCCGACUUUCCUGAACCCGCAGCUGACUCGCCGAUUGGGAGCUAUUCAUCAUCCGAUUAACAAGGGAUUAGCUCGCUUUUCACCGAUGGGAGGAGAAGUGUUGGACAUGAUGCUGCCGACUGCACCGACUACGGGAAUCGGCGCAAUCGCACCGUCUGGUGGUUGGAGUAUCUUCAUCUACAACCUGGCACCGGAAACCGAGGAGAACACUUUGUGGCAACUGUUUGGCCCAUUCGGUGCCGUGCAGAACGUGAAAGUCAUCAAAGAUUCGGCGACAAACCAGUGCAAGGGAUACGGCUUCGUCACGAUGACCAACUACGAGGAGGCAAUGCUGGCGAUUCGAUCUCUCAACGGAUACACCCUUGGCCAGCGGGUGUUACAAGUCAGCUUUAAAACCAACAAAGCAAACGCCGAAAUGGCCGAUCAUUAAAUCAAGAAAGAAACCCAUUGUAAUUGAGAAGGGGGCAAACCAUAUAUCAAACGCAUCGAGACGUCACCCACCCUUCGAAACUAAAGUAAAAGUCAAUCAAACUCCCCCGCAUCAAGACGCGAGUACUGUUAUAGUGCAAUAAAUAUUCCACACACUCACGCGAAUACACAUACAUACAUACAGACAGACAAGCGAAGUACAAUCGCACACAAGCCGCGAUUUAAAGCAGACACCGAGUUUGAGCGAGAGCCAAUAAAUUGGUGGUGGAAAAGCGUGCACGCGACUUGAGAGCGAGGGGUGCAAUUUUCCUCAAACUAGGGGGUGCGUCGCGAUUGAAUUUGAUAUACUCCAGCCCUGUACUUCUCAUUUCGUAUCGUCCGUCGUCGCAUGCGCAUGCGGAAGAUCGAAGAAGCGCCAGCCGCCAGAAAUUCGCAACUCCCCUCUACAACCCUGAUAUGAGAUGAAUGAUGAUGAUGAUGAGGCAAAGAAUCUUCAAACACAGAACAGAAACAGAGAUCCGCUUUGGAAGCGUGACAGACAGAACAAGAGCGAGACGCCCGCGCGAGAAAUCAAGUAUGUGUGCUUUUACCCAUUCUUUUAAAUACUUUCAUUAAAACCUAAGAUAGUCAAGUAAUCACACAUCCCAGCUCGCUCUUACCAUAACUAGGGCUAUUAUAAGGCUAGGAGCACUAAUCAGAUGUAUGUACGGCUUCUCGGUGUGACUUGGAAUUUUUUCUAGCUUUUAUACGGCGCGCAUACACUUCUUGACAGCAUGGGUUGCUGCGCGCCGUUUUUCGUGUAUUUGUGCACAAUUUGCUUCCAUCACAUCGGAGUAGGCGAUUAAUUAGCGACUCACGCGCGACUACUCUUGUUUUCUUCUCUCUAUAUUUCCAAAGUCUAUUUACACACGAAAUGCGCGCAGCUGGAAAAGUGAUGAUGAUAAUGUGCGAUGAGAUCAGUACCAGAGUCUGCUAGAGCUGGGAAUUCUCUAUUGAUGUGUAGCGAGAAAAAAUAAUCAAGCAUACGUGUAAAUUGAGCACACUUGGCCAUCUUCAACACGUCGUUUCGAGAUCGAACAUUUUUUAAGAGGCUUCCCGAAGCAAGGAAGGAGAAGGCUAUACUGUAGACAGUUAACGUAACACUUUUCAUUCGUUUCCCGUGUGUAUGGCGAGGAGUCGGAAAAGUGUGAGCUUUACAACAAGAACAAAUGGCUUACAUUAGCUCUAAAUAACACGUUGAUGACGAAAACGACGAUCAAUAAGAAAACUAUAACGUGGUCGACACGAGAACCACUGGUAGUCAACAAAGCUGAAAACUGAAAGAAACACGAAAAUCUAGUCAAAAGAAAAAGAAACUUUUACAACAAAACAUAGUAGGCAGAAUAGGUUCUUUUACGCGUUAGUCUUAAAUGUCCCCCUAAUAAAUAUGUAACCAAGCUGAAACAUAUAUUUAUUGAUGGAGAAUGUGUAUCGACGACGAGUGGGAUGUAAAUCAAAGUGGUACUACUGCAAUAUUGGGAACUUUAUUUCAUCACACUUAAUCGGUGCAGGAAAAGCCGGAUCGCGAAUGCUAGCCAGAGGCAGCAGCACGCAAGAUACACACAAGAAAAUAGUAAGAUUAAAUUAAUAUUCUAGGGAAAUUUUAUUUAUUUUUACAACUUAUUUAUUGACAACUACGGAAGGUGGCUUUGAGACAAAACAUAACAAAAGCAAGCAAAACUCUUCAAGCUAUCGAUAAAUGCCAGACGGAAAGCAAAUAAUGAAGAAACCAACCUGCAAAACUACGAAAGGAUCUCAUUUUUUAGAGUGUAAAGCAAGUGCAAACAAGUUGGGUUCGAGGAAACGCGUAAACGGAAGCCAUUAAUUUAGUAAAAUUGAACGAGUGAGCCUAUAAUACAUGCAGAUGCAGAUGAGAUAAAACUAAUCCUAGAGAGUGAAAAAGAACGCGCAAAACUGAAAGAGACUCAAAACGAACGACUCAAAGCAAACGUACUUAGAGAAAAGAAGAAACUGCUGUGGCACAGUGCCGGAGAACAAUUAAAAACCAUUUUGAUUUUUCGGUUACGGAAACUAGUGGAAGAUAAAGUAGAAUCACUGAUUUGUUUAGGUUGUUGGGGACGUUUCCAGCGCAAACUAGUUGUCAUUAUUAUCAGCGCAACCGUGUUGCCACCGACGCACAUUUUUUCUCCACAAAACCGUCGGUUAAGUUUCAACAUUCUCUUCUUUGAAUCAAAACGAUAGACUUUUAUAAACACCCGAGACGAGAACUUUCAAAGCCCACCAUCGGAACGCUAAUUCGUUUUUGUGUGGUCUUUGUUUGAAUAGAAAAAUUGGUACUAAACUUGUUGUGAUGCAUUUCUCUUGGCUGAGACCGAGAGCAGGAAGUUUGUGCAUCAAUUGAGUAGCAGAAGCGUGGAACUUUUUUUUUUGGUUUCAGCCAUACAAAGCGAUCAUUACCCCGAGAAAAAAAGGGAAAACAUUAGUCGAAAAGUAUUAUAAGCCUGAUAUGGAGGCAUAUUAACCGUAUUGGAUACAAGAAUAUUAAAUGGAUAACAUCUAUUGGAAUGAGCAACAAAACAAGCAUAAUAAUGUCGCACAGUAAUUUUUAAGAUGAUUGUAAGACAAGUUAUUGAUAUACACAAAUUCAGCCCCUGUACCAAAACUCCGCAGAAAAACCAACAAGCAUUGUUGCGAUGGAAAAACAGAAAUACUCCCCAUACCAUUUCUCACCAGGAAUAUAUUGAUAUUAUAUAUUAGAGAAAAAGUGAGACAUUAAGAGAGAGAGAAUAGUGACAUAGAAGCAAAGUUUUAACAUGACAAACUUUCAUCAGUUGUUUAUACAUUUUAUAUGGUUUUUCUACUUUAUUUUCAACCACCUAGAUUCGAUUUUAUCCUUGGUUUUCAAAUAAUUCCACUUCAUCCGCUUCCCUUUCGGCAAACGGUUCCAUGUCCAUUCACGCAUUUAAAGCAACUAUUACAAAUCUUAUUUGUGAUUUCUAGUCCAAGCUGGCGCUGAAGCCGCCAGCGCCUUUCUUUUCCAUGGAAACUAAACCGUGCCCGGGAGGGAAAAGGCGAAGAAAAUGCAACACCCGAAUCUAUUCCAUUACAACUGUGAUACAAGCAAAACAAGAAAAAUGUACUUUUAAGCAAAAUCAAACAACAAAUACACGCAGAAAAUUGUGCAAGCAAGAAUGUGUGUUGACUUGACACUGUUCCAAUCCAAGUGCAAAUCGGUCGCCAUGGCGACCAAACUCUUCUGAUUGGCACUUGGUGCGCAGUGUCGUUGCCGUGUGUUCAGUAUUUUUAGUUCUCGCUGAAAUUUCCAUUCCCCUACCGAUUAAUCUUCGCCGCCGUGUGUCGAGAUGGGAUGGCGCGGCAGUGCUGCACAUUGCGUGCACAUUUCUGGCAAAGGCCACCAUCCCGCACAAGAUCGCACGCAGGAAGCAGCUCGUAUGUGACAUUUGACCGAGGUGGCGCUUCUGUCGCUGUGCGAUUCGCGCGCGCAUUCUUGCUGACAACGUUUUCAGUUUUUAGCAGAGUUCUGUUUUCUUCUUGUUUUAUUCUGUCGAAUUAUGCGUUUUAGUUUCGUUUGUUUUGGUUUCUUUCGUUUGCUCUGUUUUCUUUUUCAUUUUUUUGGUUUAAUUACUGUAAGAAAAAUAAAAACAUUACCAAACAGGUUCCGGUACACAUUACGAUAAAUUUGUUCCAAUUGGAUAGCGAAAUGAAUUAAAAAAUGAAAUCAUUAUUUGCUUUUGUAAUCAGUAUUCAAAAACAAAAAAUUAUAAAAACACUGUAAGAAAUCUGUUUACUUUCUUAACAUCUGAUUUAUGGUUUGCUUUGUUCUUUAUACUUUUGAGUUUUAGUGAAAACCAUUUACUCACACACACACCCGCACACCCAUACCAGAGAGAAAGAGAGAGCAUCAACAUUCAAACGUUUUUUGUUUAGAUUCAUUCGUACGUUGACAGGUGUAAUUUUCUUUUUCUUUUUAUUAUAAUUUCGAUUUUAUGAUGACACAGACUCAAAACGCGACGGUAUCGACAAAAAUAAACACACCCAAAAUGUCACAAGUCUCUAGUCUGAUCUAGGCCAGAGUGUCAAGCGUCGUUUCUGUGAAAUUCUAGUUUUGAUUAUGUGGGUUCAUUAUUUUUCGGUUUGGUUAAUUGUUGUUUUCGUCUUCUUCAGUUUUAUAGGUCCCGUAUUAUUAGUUUUAGUAGUUUUUAUUUCGCUCCUGCUUUUGGGCAGGACUUUACUUAUAAGUUAUGUACAGUUCAUUUGGGAUUAUCGCACGAUUUUUUUUAUCUUUUUUUUUCAGUAAAUAAUCAGUUUAUUUUUAUGUUUUAUUAUUUCUUUUAAUUUCUCUUUUUUCUUUUUGUGUGUUUUUUCUUUUCUUUAUUUUUAGGAUUUAUGUUAGAAAGAAUUGAGAGUGAUGUGUGCAAUAGGAUGUGACUAUGUUUUCUUCCUUCCCUUCUUCUCACCUUAUCUUAUCCACUCUUAUUCUUGCUUUUGCUUAGAUUUUAAUCACAGAAGAAGAAAGCUAAACCCUAGAUUAUUCUAUAUAGCAAGUACGGAUAGAGGAAACACUAUUUAUUUGAAACAGAUUUUCAUACUUAUUUAAAGUUAGUAUUUUAAGCAUAGUUUGAUCAUAAUUUAAUGCGUAUUCAUCGAUGAUUGUAAAAAGCAAGAAGCUUAUUAGUUUCAAACAUCUGGCAGUUUCAUAAACUAGCGCAGCAUACUCUGUUUGUUUGAGUAUUCAUUUGACAGUGAAGCGUGCAAACACACUUUUGUUCAGUUCCUUAACAAUUCAAACGAAUGAAUAGAAAAGAAUCAAACGACAAUAAGCGACAGUCCAACAACGUGACGGAAUAUUUUGAACCAAGAAGUACAAAAGUACACUUUGUUGGAUUGUCAAGGUCGUGAAUGUGAUUUGAAAAUGUGUUAAAAAAUAAAUCACUUCAACAUAAACCUGUAUCACCAAAAAACACCACCACGUUCUAUCCAUAGCAAAGUAGAGUGAUUUUAGUUGUACUCAGAAUUCAGUUUCUCUCUCACCCACACCAUAAGAUGUUUGUUUGAUUGUAUUUUUCUUUAAACCACGGAAGCAAUGUUUCAAACAUUAGUGCAACAUUUUCACUAUAUUAUAAAACAAAAAACAAUGAAAACCACCUUAAAGAGGAAAUCGAAACGACUCUCAAAACAAAACUUUUCGAAUACUAUAAUUAAACAUGAAACUGCAAAACUGGCAGCCCGGCAGCAGCGACAACAGCAAAAAGAAUCACAUUAUGAUGCUUGUGUUGGUAUUUACCUCUUAUCUCGUUUGCGUUAGUUUCAUUAUAAAUUUUUGAAUAAAACAAAAAAAAAACUUGAGGGAAAACCGAAUUCCGCUACAGCAAAAGAAGCAACGGCUUACCGUUAAAACGUCUACUGAAAUUACGGCUUUGAUUUAUCAUUAUUUAUGUAUUCGAAUUAAUCAAUGUAUAAUUUUAUUUUCCCGAAUAUGUUCUUGUGUACAUACGAAAAUUAUAAAAGCAAAUCAAUUAUUACAAUAGUAAAAGAAACAAAAAUAUGAAAUACAAUAAAAAAAAUUAUAA
This is a messenger RNA of Aedes aegypti (yellow fever mosquito), 7349 nucleotides long. Its product is annotated as protein elav. The transcript has 2 exons. Gene Ontology annotation, molecular function: RNA binding. The record is from RefSeq and is a predicted model, not a curated record. NCBI's taxonomy places the organism in Eukaryota, Metazoa, Arthropoda, Insecta, Diptera, Culicidae. Gene Ontology annotation, cellular component: ribonucleoprotein complex. Bases 668 to 1759 code for a protein of 363 amino acids.